AUGGAGAAGGAGGCCGCGGGGGAGGCGCGCGAAUCCCAUGGGACCGCACGGAAGCGGGCACGGAGCGGCGGCGGCGAGGAUUUCAUCAUCAGGCUCCCCGACGACAUCCUCGGCAUCAUCAUCUCCCUCCUCCCCACCAAGGACGGCGGCCGCACGCCCGUCCUCUCCCGCCAAUGGCGCCACCUCUGGCGCUCCGUGCCUCUCAACCUCGAGGUCAGCACCCGCCCCCCCGGCGCCGCCGGCCCCGUCCCCACUCCCUCCCGCGUCCCACCCUCCGCUGUCUCCCAGAUAAUCUCCCAUCACCAGGGCCCCGCGCUCCGGUUCUCCUUCCACUGCCGCGGCGCCGGCGACCUCUGCGCCCAGGCGGAGAGCUGGCUUCACUCCCGGGCCCUCGCCAACCUCGAGGAGCUCGACAUCGCUCACGCCAGCCCGCGGCUGCUGGCAUCAGUGCUCCGCUCCGCAUCCACCACCAUCCUGGCUGCCAAGAUCAACGGUUGUGGUUUCCCCGGCGAGAUCGUGCCGGCCAUGAAUUCCCCCAAUCUCAGGAAGCUCACCCUGUUUCACACUUCCAUCUCAGAGGACGUCUUGCACGCGCUGCUCUCCGGCUGCCAUGCCUUGGAGAGCUUAUACAUGGCCGAAGUUUCUGCUGCUGGUCGCCUCCGUGUUAGCUCGCCGACUCUUAGGACCAUUAUCUUCAGUCAUAGCUCUAGUGAAAUGGCACAACUGGUGAUCUUGGAUGCUCCUCGCCUUGUAAGGCUGCUGUUGCCGUAUUAUUACGGAAGCGAUCGUGUGACUAUGAGGGUAGCUAGGGCGCCUAUGCUGGAGAUAUUGGGCCCUUUCAUAGCCGCCGUCUCCAAUAUCCUACUCUUUCAGGGAAUAAGCCUGGUCAGCUCGGCAAACUCCAUGCGCACCGUAAAGGUUUUGGCUCUCAGAUCUUCUGCAGAUAAGCUGCAUGCAGUUCUUAACAUUCUCAGGUGGUUUCCCUGUUUGGAGAGGCUCCAUGUCACCUUUGGUAAACACCAUGAUAUGGAUCAGCAAAAUGAGCCUCAGCAUGACCCACUACAUCCAAUCGAAUGCCGUGAGGCCCAUCUCAAAAAAGUGGUGUUUAAGCCAUUCGAGGGCUAUGGGAAACAGGUUGAAUUUGCCAGGUUCUUUGUAUUGAAUGCAAAGCUGCUACAAGUGGAAAACAGAGCCUCUCGACAUGCUCGGUUUGUAUUCAAGACUAUUUCAUACUGACCGAGUACCAUGUCAAUAAGCAUAACCAUGAUUGGUCGGUCAGUAGCCGACCCCUUCCGACAGCCUUAGACAGGGUUAAUGCCUGAAGAUUGA
This is a messenger RNA of Triticum aestivum (bread wheat), 1329 nucleotides long. RefSeq names its product putative F-box/LRR-repeat protein At5g02700. The transcript is spliced from 4 exons. Lineage: Eukaryota; Viridiplantae; Streptophyta; Magnoliopsida; Poales; Poaceae. The record is from RefSeq and is a predicted model, not a curated record. Gene Ontology annotation, molecular function: protein binding. Bases 1 to 1236 code for a protein of 411 amino acids.